AUGCGUGAAAGUGGUAUAAAAUGUGGUAUUUGUCAACUACAGGAUGCAAAAUAUAAAUGUCCAAAAUGUGGCAUAAGGUAUUGUUCUUUGAAAUGCUUUAAAGAUGAAUUAAAACACAACCAUAAUACUGUAGAGAAGAAAGAUGAGGUAAAAGAAGCAAAUAAGAGUGAGCAAACGGCGGCGGCUGUUGAAGUCAAAUCUGGAGAGUUUGGUCAAAUUUAUAAUGAAACCCCGGAGUUGAAAGAAUUAUUAAAGUAUAAUACGGUAAAGUUUCAUCUAUCCAAAGUAUAUAGAAUAUUGAAUACGAAUACUGGGAACGGCGGGUCUCUGAGUACAGAAAUGAAGAACCAAUUGGCCAUAGAUUAUCUUAACACCUUAAGGUAUGGCGGUGUGCAUUAUAAUGAAGCUAUCGAAGAGUUCUGUCAAAUAUGUUUAAGGAAACUUGAAACAGCGGACACUGGAGAAGAACUCUCAUUAGCGUAG
Naumovozyma dairenensis CBS 421 is the source of this 483-nucleotide messenger RNA. It is a transcript of the gene HIT1, whose product is annotated as Hit1p. NCBI's taxonomy places the organism in Eukaryota, Fungi, Ascomycota, Saccharomycetes, Saccharomycetales, Saccharomycetaceae. The record is from RefSeq and is a predicted model, not a curated record. Bases 1 to 483 code for a protein of 160 amino acids. The transcript has a single exon.